Molecule: messenger RNA, 1579 nt
Organism: Mercurialis annua (annual mercury)
Lineage: Eukaryota; Viridiplantae; Streptophyta; Magnoliopsida; Malpighiales; Euphorbiaceae
Exons: 4
Coding region: 101-628 (175 amino acids)
Source: RefSeq, a predicted model, not a curated record
UAACAACACAACACCAAAGAUAAAUAGAACAAUCAUACCAAAACAUAAAUUAAAAAUAUUUUCAAGAAAGUAAAAAAGAAUUUUUAUAGCUGUAAGCAAUAUGACUAGCCAGAAGCAAAUUCUGGAUCAGCAACAACAAUUACAAAUGCAAAAAUUGAAGAAUUCAGGUAUUAUGGUUACCAAUACCGUUAGAAGUCCAGCAAAAGAGGAUAAAGAUGAUGAAAUUUCAAGAUCCGCAUUGGCUAUGUUUCGUGCCAAAGAAGAAGAGAUUGAGAGGAAGAAAACGGAGGUUAAAGAUCGGGUUCAGGCUCAGUUGGGGCGAGCCGAAGAAGCUGCGAAACGCUUAGCUGAGAUACGUGAGGAGCUUGAAGAUUUAUCAGAUCCAUUGAGGAAGGAAGUUUCAAUGGUGCGAAAGAAAAUUGAUAUACUUAACCGAGAGUUGAAGCCUCUCGGAUUCACCUGCCAUAAGAAGGAGAGGGAGUAUAAAGAAGUACUUGAAGCUUUUAAUAAGAAGAAUAAGGAAAAGUCACAAUUAGUCUCCAAACUGGUAGAGCUGGUGAGUGAAAGUGAAAGAUUGAGGAUGAAAAAGCUGGAGGAGUUGAGCAAGAACAUCGAAACUCUUCACUAAUUAAACGCGCUAAACAUAAUAUUAAUAUUAAGGGUUAAUCUUAUUUUAAUACCAAAUUUUUGCUAGUUUUAUCAGUUAUAAUCAAAUUUUUCAAAAUCAUCAGGACUAGCCCAUUUUAGAAUAUUCAGAAUCUACCCAUUUAGGCUAAUCCUACAUGUAAUAAUUUAGAGUUAAAUUCAAAAAUUGGCUAUAAAAGAUUUUGAAUAUCUAAAAUGGGCAAAUUUUGACAAUUUUAAAAAAUUUGGUUAUAACUGACAAAAUUCUCAAAAGUUUGCUAUUAAAAAAAGAUCAGCCCUAAUAUUAAUGGUAACACAUAUGUUCAAGCUUGAUUUAACCAGAAUCUUGUUCCAUGUUUGGUGCAUACUCUUGUGAUUUUCUAUUUGUAUUGUAAUAUCCUUUCUCAGUGUUUCUUGAUUGGGUAAUUGAUUAUAGGGGUCAAUGUACUUUUCAAGAAUUGCAAAAUGGUGACCGAACUUCAAAACGUAACAAAUUGGUUACUAAACUUUCAAAUAUGUGAUUUUGGAAGGUUUUUUAGUGUUUUACGGUCAAAUUAUACAUACGUAGUAAUCAAAUUUUGAUUAUUUAUAACAAAUAAUAUCUUAUAUUUCAUAUAUACACACAAUCAACAAAAAAUCGACUUGAAAUAAUUUUCUUCGGUAACCAAAAAUCCUUCUAUCUUAACAUAACCAAAUAGUAUAGUAACUAAAAUGUUACGUUUUGAAGUUCGGUCACCAUUUUGCAACUUUUUACAAGUACAGUGACCUCCAAAAUCAAUUAUCCUUCUUGAUUAUUUGUAAGUUUGCUGAUGUAGGAAAAGAAAAUUAUUCUCCAAACAGCUUUUCAACUAAAUUCAUUAUUUUUCAAGAUUUUUAAUCUCUCACUAAUUUUUGUAUCCAGUUGUAAGAUAUAUGUUCGUUCAAUCAUGAAAUUGAAAUUUGCAUUUGGUAGAUA